Molecule: messenger RNA, 1260 nt
Organism: Rhagoletis pomonella (apple maggot)
Lineage: Eukaryota; Metazoa; Arthropoda; Insecta; Diptera; Tephritidae
Product: zinc finger BED domain-containing protein 1-like
Exons: 6
Coding region: 1-1260 (419 amino acids)
Molecular function (GO): DNA binding
Source: RefSeq, a predicted model, not a curated record
AUGGCGCCUACAAAUAAGAGAAGUUCUUUGUGGUUACAUUUCACAGAAAAAACUAGCAAAGAAGCAAUUUGUAAAUUUUGCGGCGUGUUGGUGAAAUUGGGAGGUGGCACAUCGAAUUUAAAAGGUCACCUUCAACGCAACCACCCCGGAUGGGACAACAGCAAUAAUAAAUGCAGUGACCCAGAAGUACAAAAUUUAGAAACUUCCAGCAGCGAAACUGAAAUAAGUUCAUCCUUCACUGCAUCUUCCACGUCUAGUCAACCAUCAAUUAUUGAUGCUUUUGAUAAGCAAAACCAAUUCAAAAGCGGAGGAAGUAAAGAAACAAUUCUGACACAAUCCUUAAUUUAUAUGAUUUGUAAGGACAACCUUCCAUUUAGCUGCACUAAAAAAACAGGCAUGAAAAAGUUCCUUAAGGUCGCUGUGCCACGCUACAAACCGCCAAGCCGGGCAACUAUUGUGAGACUUAUUAAAGGGAAAUACGAGUCCUUACACUUAGUCGUUUGUGGUGCUUUAAAAAAUUUAAGUUCACUGGCCCUUACAACUGAUAUUGCCACAGUCAUGAACUCCACUCGGAGUUUUAUUGUGUUGACUGGACACUAUUUUGACGAAAAAGCGUGCAGCGUGAAAUCUCUGGUUUUUGGUUUAAAAGAGCUUACUCCUCAUCAUACUGCAAGAAACAUAUGCCUCGACCUAAAGGAAAUCUUUGAUCAUUGGAACAUUGAACCCCGCAUUGUUACAUCAGUAACAACUGACAAUGGUGCAAACAUUGUUGCCGCUGUUAAGGAUCUUUUUCCUUCAAGAUCAAAUAGCAUUCAUGUGUCCUGCUAUGCCCACAAUAUUAAUUUGGUGGUCUCCAAAGGAUUGGGCGCUGUUAAAGAGCUGGUAGCUAUAAUAGAAAAAGUGAAGCUUAUUGUGGCAUUCUUCAAGCAUAGCAAUGUAGCUCAAGAUCAGUUGAGGAAAGAGCAAGAAAAAGACGCACCAUCUAUGAUUACUUCGUCUGAGCUUGCAAUCAUUGGCGAAUGUAUUGCACUUUUAUUGCCAUUAGAAAAUGCAACAAACGAUAUAUCAGGGGACAGUUAUGUUUCGGCUAGUUUGGUAAUACCAUUCACACAUUGCUUACAGCUGUCACUGACGAAAAUAUGUGCCACUUAUACAGAAACCAUACAACUGAAAGAUGUACUGCUACAGCAGGGUUUGGAAAAAAUAAGUCGCGGCAAGCAUGCGAGCAUGCAUGUUAAAGCCGCUAAGAAUUUGACUUAA